Molecule: messenger RNA, 2863 nt
Organism: Acanthochromis polyacanthus (spiny chromis)
Lineage: Eukaryota; Metazoa; Chordata; Actinopteri; Pomacentridae
Product: hyaluronidase-5-like
Exons: 4
Coding region: 1329-2663 (444 amino acids)
Biological process (GO): carbohydrate metabolic process; hyaluronan catabolic process
Cellular component (GO): acrosomal vesicle
Molecular function (GO): hyalurononglucosaminidase activity
Source: RefSeq, a predicted model, not a curated record
AAGACCUUUUUAAUGCCGUCUUGAAUGAAAUUUAAGACUGGAAUUUUUAAAAAAAUCCUAUAAAUACAAGCAAUGGUUAGGGAUCCCGCUGUACUAGAACCUCAAUGACAAUCAUUCAAGUUUACUUAUUGUCAGUUUAUUAAACAAACUGAUACAAUACUGAUCAAUACAAAACACUGCUUUGCCAACGAGACUUGGCGUGAGUAAAAGCACAUUGCAUUUGGUCAAACACAUAAAAUUACAAGUGCAAUAACAGUACUAUAUGUCAACGACAAAACACUGAACACACACUCAGUGUUCAAGAUCCAUAACACCUCGGAUUUGAGUGUUGCUGUCCCACCAAAGAUAACCGUCAGGUCAGUGCUGCUAGCACCGGCGGUAGCAGCAGCAGCAGCGGUUGUUGCUAGCUGGGACGCUAGACCCACACAAAAAUGAGAGAUGCCCGGCGUUUGUUUUUGACUCUCUGUCGCCAUUUUAUGCUUAGCGCCCUGCAUGUGCGAUUCGACCGCUUUAAUUUCCCAUGGUGCCGAGUUUGAAAUCCUUCUUGCAAAGAAUGCACCUGGCCUCCUCGAGAUUGGCAACAGGUUUCAACCAGCUUUGAAACCAACUGUCCUCCAGCCAACACUGCUUAAAUUGCACUUACCCAUCCUGACUGACCGGUGACGCGAGGAAGAAAGGAAAGAAGGAGUCUGCGCGUGACUGAAAUUAAACUUCCGGCACAACUUUUACGUUACUCAAAGUCCCCUGAGUAAAAAAAAAAAAAACAGACCCGACAAUUUAAGACCACUGACUACUGUAUUUAAGGAAUUUCUAAUGAAUUUAAGACAUUUUAAUGCCUUAAUUUUAGAUACACGAAUUUAAGACUUUUUAAGACUUUUUAAGGAUCCGCGGGUACCCUGAUAUGAACCCAUCUAUCUAUGUCUGUACCUAAACCUGUACCUAAACCCUAAAAAAACAAUGUGCACCUCAUUUUAUUAACAAUUUUUUAAUAUUGUUUUGGUCAUUUGAUCUAAACAAUCUUUGAUUGGAUUCACAAAGUUUUCUUAUGUUUCUUUGCUGCUUUGAAUUUUAAAAGUAAAUGUCAAUAUAAUGAAACAAACUAUUAACUGGCCACUGAACCCUGAACACAGCUGCUUCCAAACAUGGAGACAUGGAUGACUAGCAUUAGCACAUCGGUCAGAUAAAGAUCAAUCAGAGUGAAGAAACUGUUUCCUCCGACGCAUGAAGCAGCAAAAACCCAGCGGCCGACAAGUUUCAAAACAGUGAUCAGUUCUUCACAGGCCACUGAAGAGCACAGCAGUUGACCCUCUUUGUCCAGAGUCCUCACAAUGGCAUCACCCUUCCUGUCCUGUGUCGCCCUCUGUGUCAUCAUAUCUGUCACUUUAGUCCUUGGCCUACCGCCUACUGAGCCUCCACUGAUCCAUGACCACCCCUUUGUGGCUAUAUGGAACGCCCCCACUGACCAGUGUCAACAACUUCACAUCCCACUGGACACGGGAGCCUUCCAGGCGGUGACCACACCUGCAGCUAUUUCAGGUCAGUUUCUCACCAUCUUCUACGAGGACCGCCUUGGCCUUUACCCUAAAGUUGAUACCAUCAAGCGUAAACGCUACAGAGGUGGAGUCCCCCAAAAUGGCAACUUGACGGAACAUCUGGCCAAGGCCCAGAACCAAAUAGAUCACUAUAUCUCCCAGGAUUCCUCUCCUGGGUUGGCUGUCAUUGACUGGGAGUCCUGGCGUCCCCUGUGGGAUCAAAACUGGGGAUCAAAACGUAUUUAUCAGAAGUUGUCCAUCGCUCAUGCUCUGCAGAUGGCCCCAUUUCUAUCAACAAAGCAAAUUUCCGAACUGGCAAAGAGCCAGUUCCAGCAUGCUAGCCGCCGUUUCAUGGAGAAAACCAUUAGCCUUGGCAUCGGUGAGCGUCCAAGUCGUCGCUGGGGUUUCUACCUGUUUCCUGACUGCUACAACUAUGGAUGGGAGAAGUCCGGCUACACAGGGAAAUGCUCCACGAGGACCCAGAAGCAGAACAACCAGAUGCUGUGGCUGUGGGAACACAGCACCGCCCUCUUUCCCUCCAUCUACCUUCACCUGACUCUGAGGAACUCCCCCCGUGCUGCACUCUACGUCCGCAACCGUGUCCAGGAGGCGCUGAGGGUGGCAGCGCUGCCUAAACGUCCCUACACAGUCCCCAUCUAUGUCUACUCCAGGCCGCUGUACAGGGAUCAGACCCAGAAAUUUCAGAGCCAGACGGAUCUCGUCAGCACUGUUGGAGAGUCAGCAGCUUUGGGAGCUUCUGGGGUUGUAAUGUGGGGAGGCACCAAAGACUACAACAACAAGGCUUCCUGUCAGUCUCUGUCUGAGUAUCUGACAUCCACCUUCAACCCGUACAUUGCCAACGUGACAGCAGCUGCCAUGCUGUGCAGUGAGGCCUUGUGCCAGGGGAAGGGCCGCUGUGUGAGGAAGAACUACGACUCCGAUCACUACCUGCACCUAAACCCUACCUACUUCAAAAUCCUGCGCGCUGCCAAGAAGUACGUGGCUGUUGGUCUCCCUUCUGCUGCAGACCUUGAUGCCUGGGCUGAAAACUUCACCUGUCAGUGCUACGCCAAGUCCAGCUGUUAUCCCAAACUGGUGCAUCCAACCUCAAUCAAACUCAUCUGGGUUUAACCUGGGAGGACAGUAAAAUGUUUCCAGAAGGGUGUCCUCUGAAGAUUUGAUCGAAAAUUAUCUACAUUACAUUAAAAAGCUUUGUGUCUAUUCAAAAUAUUCAAAAAAAUUUCUGUGGAAAAUCAGAUAUCACACAAAUUCUUGAUUUAUUUGAACUGCAAACUCUAAAAGCUCCUAAAUAAAUGCUUUCCUGAAAAUAA